Aedes aegypti (yellow fever mosquito) is the source of this 2667-nucleotide messenger RNA. RefSeq lists its product as uncharacterized. Gene Ontology annotation, molecular function: glutamate-gated receptor activity. The record is from RefSeq and is a predicted model, not a curated record. The transcript has a single exon. The coding region runs from base 775 to 2625 and encodes 616 amino acids. NCBI's taxonomy places the organism in Eukaryota, Metazoa, Arthropoda, Insecta, Diptera, Culicidae. Gene Ontology annotation, cellular component: membrane.
GAAAAAUUUUACUGAGGUCGGUGAAAUAAUUUAAGUGUGUUCGUCUUCUCAAAUGAUUCUGGAUAGACUAAUGACGAGGUGUCUCUGAAUUACAGGACAACUUAUAUUCAGCCUGAUAAGGACAGUCUGGGUUGAGAAGCUUGAUCGACGGAGUUGUACUGAUUCCGCUAGAUCGCGCUGCCUAUCACAACAGGAUCUUCCCAAAGCAAGAGUUCGUCUAUGUGGCCAAGGAACACGUGGGAAUCCACCCAGUGGGAUUAUACUACCCAAAAAAGUCCCGAUUGACGCGGGUAUUCGACGACCAGAUCCGGAACAUCCAAAAUUCUGGCUGAGGAGGUACGGGGACUUCGACUUUUUCCAUAAGCAGGAAUCAAGCGAAGGUCCCAGAAGGCUGAGUAACAGUGACUUGGCAGGAAGGUAUCAGAUGUUCAUGGAUUGGUCGGUGAUAAGUUGUAUUGUUUUCGGAAUUGAGCUGCUGUUACAGCGAUGUGCGUGGCUAAGAAGAUUGUUGGAAGCGAUAAUGGUACGAGGCGGAUAUGAUUGAUAAUGAAUCUUUUCUUCUGUAGAAUGCGCUACAUGCAUCAUGCAUUUCUGUCCAAACAAGCAUCGUUGAAAUGCUUCACAGUCAGACAAGAGAAGGUCAUUAAAUACGAAUUAGGCAAACUAGCUGUAUUGUUGAGUAACUCCCAGAAUCGUGUCACUUUUUAAUCAUUGCGCCUAUAAAACCAGUAUCUGUGGAAUCUUUUACUAACAUUCCCAUUCCUAAACGGUACCAUGUUAAUCAGAGCACUGCUAUUACUAUGGAUUCAAUUAGCUCGUACAGCCCUACAAAUCAAUCAUCACACGACGGCCUUGAUUGAAACCACCGUGCAAGUUCUGCAGCGUAGUUUCCAAGACCCCUUUGCGGCGGCGUGUAUUGUCUGGAAAGGUUCAACACCCGAAACAGAGUUACUGCUGGGAGACCUACUCGAUGCGGUCAUCGUUCGGUUGAGUGGAUCCAUUCCGGUACAACUCAAUGUGGUGGAAGUCCAAACUCAGCGAAGGCCUUGGGUCCGAAAUGUCCUGCUGGUCGAUGACUACGAAGCGUUCCGGGAGCUCCGCUCCGAUUUGUCUAUAGAGCGAAAUGAUUUCUCCGGUAGAUAUCUGAUCGUUGUCAACUCGGCGAUCAACGAAACGUUCGUGCAAAAAGUGUUCAUAGAUCUGUGGAAGUUGCAAAUCGCCAACGUUGUGUUGAUCGGAAUCGAGACAAGUCAGCCAAAACUGUGGACUUAUUUUCCGUUUUCGGACGGAAUCUGCGGGCAGGCUCGAUCCACGACCUUGACCCUGGAAGACGACCUGUACCCGGACAAAAUCUCGAACUUCCACGGCUGCCAAUUGAAGGUUGGAUCAUUUGAAACAAGACCAUUCACGAUCAUGGAUCGUUCAGAUGAAGAGAAAUUGAGAAUGAGUGGUUUUGAAGGAGAACUACUGGAUUUGUUGAAAACUAGACUUAAUUUCACAACCAAAAUCUACGAACCGGAGAAUGGGGAACAGUGGGGCUACGCACUGCAGCAGAAUAGCACCGGAUUGGUUCGCAUGAUCCAGGAAGAAGAAGUUGACUUCGGAAUUUCCUGCAUGGGUAUUUCUGUGGCCAGGAAUGAGGUUCUGAAGCCUGGAAUCGCUCACUACACAACGGCUUUGGUCCUAGCCGUGCCGAAAGGUCGUCCUUACACAGCUAUAGAAAAAUUAUUCCAUCCUUUCCAGAUCGAAGUUUGGUGGUGUAUCACCACCGUUUUGCUGGGAUCCACGAUCGUCAUAGCCAGCGUCGAACGUGCCAAUGAAAACGUUCGUAACUUCGUCUACGGAAACAGAGUUCAAGCGCCGUACCUGAACUUAAUCCGGAUAUUCUUCGCCAUCAGCAUGGAGAGGCUACCGACCAGGAACUUCGCCCGCACGCUUCUAUUCUACUGGAUCUUCUUCUGUUUUGUGAUCCAGUCCUUGUAUCAGGGAGCGCUCUACCGUUAUCUACAGAAAGACUCCACGCUUCCACCAUCCAAGACUAUGGCAGAAAUCGAUCGCACCGAUGCCCUGUACUUCGUAGUGGAGAGCGCUGAACGUUACUACAGCUCAUUCCCCCAUCGCUACAAAAGAGUUCACCACCUGCCUCAAGAGAAGAACAACAUCAUCAAUCGGCUGAAAUGGAUGAUGCACCAUCCGGAGACGUCGAAUGUCGUGAUGGGCGCCCUGGAUCACAUGGCUCACCAUAACCAUCUGUACCGUAGGAAGGGCGGCUUCAUCGACGUCUGCCGAGAGUUCGUGUCGACCUACACGGUGGCCAUCUACUACCCGAAAAGGUCAAUGCUGACCAACAGGUUUGACUGGGAGAUCAUGCGGAUUCAGGCAUCGGGCUUGAUGAGCUACUGGAUCAACCGGUACGGAGAUUACGAUUUCUUCCGCAAGGUGAACGAUGCUUCGCAUCCGAAAAAGUUGAGCUGGGAACACUUGUCGGCGGUGUUCGAGAUCUGUGGAGUAUUGUUAGGCUUGUGUGGAGUGGUUUUUCUACUGGAGAUCGUUUCGCACAGAUAUAUCUCCAUGGGAAGGGUAUACUUGAAGCUGUAUUGCAGACGUAGAAAUUUAAGAAAUUGAAGACUUGAAUUUAUUAUUGUUGAAUAUACGAUGAUUAUGGAA